AUGACAACAGCCCUGCCUCCACUGAGCCCUCAUCCCAUCCCCUGCAGUGGAACGAGUUGUGGAAAGGGAUACGUAUGCAGCAUUACGCACAAUCAGCCACAAUGCAUCCCAGAACCUCAGACCUGCAAUACCAUCCAAUGCCAAGAGGGGACAGUGUGCAAGAUAGUAGAGGGGCAUGCCAGGUGUGUCCCUCACCCACCAUCUUGUCAUCACGUCCAGUGCCAAGAAGGGUCAAUAUGUGACCUAGCUGGUGGCUUCCCUAAAUGUAUCCCAGCACCUGCAUCCUGUGAGAAUACUCAGUGCAAGCCGGGAACAGUGUGCAGCCUCAUCGAUGGCUGGCCCCAGUGUGUGCCCCACCAGCCUUCCUGCCACAAAGUCCAAUGUGAAGUUGGGACUGAGUGUGAGAUUGUCCAUGGUCAGCCUAAAUGUGUCCCGGUAACAGCAACAUGCGGUGUCCUUCUUUGUGACAAAGGGACCAUGUGUGAGGUGAUCGAUGGCCACCCAACGUGUGUCCGAUUGCCACCAUCCUGCCUGCAUACUGUCUGCGAGCAAGGGACUGUGUGUAAUGUUGUGGAUGGUUGGCCUAAGUGUGUCCCAGGGCCAUCCUGUGCCAAUUUAAAUUGUGUGGCUGGCACUGAAUGCAAGACUGUGAACAACUCACCCAGGUGUGUACCUGUCCUACUGUCCUGUGACAAAGUUCACUGUAAGCAGGGGACAGUAUGUAAGAUAGUUAAUGAGAUUCCUGUCUGCGCUCCCAUUGCACCUUCCUGUGGCACGAUUCACUGCAAAGAAGGGACAAUCUGUGAGAUCACCAAUGGCAUGCCCAAGUGUGUGUCCACCGUAAUAUCCUGUGACAAAAUCCAGUGCACAGUGGGAAAUGUCUGCGAAAUGGUGAAUGGGUGGCCCACCUGUGUGCCCCUGCCACAAUCCUGUGAGAAUACUGAAUGCAAAAUGGGAACAGUGUGUGAUAUUGUCAAUGGCUGGCCGACGUGCAUCCCAGAUAAACCAACAGAGAUCCAACCGUCCUGUGACAAAAUCCAUUGCAGUGGGGGGACAAGUUGUAAAAUGGUUGAUGGUUGGCCUCAGUGUGUGCCUAUCGCACCCACCUGUGACAAACUUGGCUGCAAAGAUGGGACUACUUGUGAAAUUAUAGAUGGUUGGCCGAUGUGUGUUCCAAUCCCAGCCUCUUGUGACAAAAUCCAGUGCAAAGAAGGAACGCUUUGUAAAUUAGUUGAUGACUGGCCCACCUGCAUUCCCAUUACAAACUCUUGUGAAAAAUUCACCUGCAGUACAGGAACUGUGUGUGAGAUAUAUGAAGGGCAUCCAAGAUGUAUUUCCAUCUCGCCUUCCUGUGACAAGUUUCACUGCAAAGAAGGGACAGUUUGUGAAAUCAGUCGUGGUUGGCCCAAAUGUGUUCCCGUCUCGCCUUCCUGUGACAGGUUCCAUUGCAAAGAAGGGACAGUUUGUCAAAUCAGUAGUGGUUGGCCCAAAUGUGUUCCCCGUCCCCCCUUGUCCCCUUGUGAAAAAUUUACCUGCAGUGCAGGGACCAAGUGUGAGAUAUAUGAAGGGCAUCCAAGAUGCAUUUCCAUCUCACCUUCAUGUGACAAGUUCCAUUGCAAAGAAGGGACAGUUUGUGAAAUCAGUAGUGGUUGGCCCAAAUGUGUUCCCCGUUCCAGCUUGUCCUCUUGUGAAAAAAUCAGCUGCAGUGCAGGGACCAAGUGUGAGAUAUACGAAGGGCAUCCAAGAUGCAUUUCCGUCUCGCCUUCCUGUGAUAAGUUCCAAUGCAAAGAAGGGACAGUUUGUGAAAUCAGUAGUGGUUGGCCCAAAUGUGUUCCCCGUUCCAGCUUGUCCUCUUGUGAAAAAAUCAGCUGCAGUGCAGGGACCAAGUGUGAGAUAUAUGAAGGGCAUCCAAGAUGCAUUUCCGUCUCGCCUUCCUGUGACAAGUUCCAUUGCAAAGAAGGGACAGUUUGUCAAAUCAGUAGUGGUUGGCCCAAAUGUGUUCCCCGUUCCAGCUUGUCCUCUUGUGAAAAAAUCAGCUGCAGUGCAGGGACCAAGUGUGAGAUAUAUGAAGGGCAUCCAAGAUGCAUUUCCGUCUCGCCUUCCUGUGACAAGUUCCAUUGCAAAGAAGGGACAGUUUGUCAAAUCAGUAGUGGUUGGCCCAAAUGUGUUCCCCGUCCCCCCUUGUCCCCUUGUGAAAAAUUUACCUGCAGUGCAGGGACCAAGUGUGAGAUAUAUGAAGGGCAUCCAAGAUGCAUUUCCAUCUCACCUUCAUGUGACAACUUCCAAUGUAAAGAAGGGACAGUUUGUGAAAUCAGUAGUGGUUGGCCCAAAUGUGUUCCCCGUUCCAGCUUGUCCUCUUGUGAAAAAAUCAGCUGCAGUGCAGGGACCAAGUGUGAGAUAUACGAAGGGCAUCCAAGAUGCAUUUCCGUCUCGCCUUCCUGUGACAAGUUCCAGUGCAAAGAAGGGACAAUUUGUGAAAUCAGUAGUGGUUGGCCCAAAUGUGUUCCCCAUAUGAGCCCACCUGCCUGUGAAAAAACCAGCUGUCAUGCAGGGACCAAGUGUGAGAUAUAUGAAGGGUAUCCAAGAUGUAUUUCCAUCUCACCUUCAUGUGACAAGUUCCAAUGCAAAGAAGGGACAGUUUGUGAAAUCAGUAGUGGUUGGCCCAAAUGUGUUCCCCGUUCCAGCUUGUCCUCUUGUGAAAAAAUCAGCUGCAGUGCAGGGACCAAGUGUGAGAUAUACGAAGGGCAUCCAAGAUGCAUUUCCGUCUCGCCUUCCUGUGACAAGUUCCAGUGCAAAGAAGGGACAAUUUGUGAAAUCAGUAGUGGUUGGCCCAAAUGUGUUCCCCAUAUGAGCCCACCUGCCUGUGAAAAAACCAGCUGUCAUGCAGGGACCAAGUGUGAGAUAUAUGAAGGGUAUCCAAGAUGUAUUUCCAUCUCACCUUCAUGUGACAAGUUCCAGUGCAAAGAAGGGACAGUUUGUGAAAUCAGUAGUGGUUGGCCCAAAUGUGUUCCCCAUUCCAGCUUGUCCUCUUGUGAAAAAAUCAGCUGCAGUGCAGGGACCAAGUGUGAGAUAUAUGAAGGGCAUCCAAGAUGUAUUUCCAUUUCUCCUUCCUGUGACAAUUUUCAUUGCAAAGAAGGGACAAUUUGUGAAAUCAGUCAUGGUUGGCCCAAAUGUGUUCCCCAUAUGAGCCCAGCUGCCUGUGAAAAAACCAGCUGUCAUGCAGGGACUGUGUGUGAGGUAUAUGAAGGGCAUCCAAGAUGUAUUUCCGUCUCACCUUCCUGUGACAAAUUCCAUUGUAAAGAAGGGACAGUAUGUGAGAUCAGUAGUGGUUGGCCCAAAUGUGUUCCCAUCCCACCCUCCUGUGGAAAUGUCAGCUGCAAUGUUGGAACUGUAUGUCAAAAGGUUUUUGGUGGGCCCCAAUGUGUUCCCAUUUGUAAAAUUGUGGAUUACUGGCCCAGAUGUGUUGCUCUCCCACCAUCCUGCAACAGAGCACAUUGUCAAAGAGGGACUGUUUGUGAGGUCAUCAAUGCCUUGCCAACUUGUGUACCCAUUCUGUCUUCUUGUAACAAAACUGUCUGUGCACAGGGAAUGAUGUGCCAGAUUGCACAUGGCCGGCCAACAUGUGUUCCAGCAGCAGCACCUUCUUGCGCUUCUGUACAUUGUCAAGUAGGGACUGUGUGUCGGCUUGUUAAUGGAAUCCCCCAAUGUGUGCACAACCCACCUUCCUGUGACAAAUUCCGCUGCAGUGUGGGGACUGUCUGUCAGAUUGUGAAUGCUUGGCCCCAGUGCAUUCCUCUGCCGAGCUCCUGUCAAAGUACCCAGUGCCAAAGGGGAACUGUAUGUCAAGUUACAAAUGGACGGCCCAAAUGUAUGCCAGUAGCAGCACAAGCAUGCCGCACAGUUCACUGCAAGAGAGGGACAACCUGUAAAGUUGUGAAUGGUGUACCCAAGUGUGUGUCUGUUUCGCCCGCUCAGUCCAUCUGCUGGGCCUCUGGACAACCCCACUACCACACCUUUGACGGACGCAGCUACGAUUUCCAAGGUACCUGCACUUACACCGUGGUUAAGACCUGCCAACCCACUUCCGUGCUACCUUUCUUCCAUAUCUACACCAAGAGCCAGAAGAACUCCCGGUUCUCUUUCGUCAGCCAGGUCACCAUCUCUGUCUAUGGCUCCAACAUCACCAUGGUCAAGUACGAAUAUGGCCUUGUCAGAGUCAACCAAGUACGCUCCCGCCUGCCCAUAAGCAUGCAUGAUGGGAAGCUUUCCUUAUACCACAGAGGAGGCCAACUGGUUGUUGAAACAUCAUUUGGUCUGAAAGUUUACUAUGACUGGAACUAUUACCUAGUGGUGAAGGUCACGCCAGCCUUUCGGAGCCAUAUCUGCGGCCUCUGUGGCAACUACAAUGGGGACCCCAGUGAUGACUUUAUGACAUCUUUGGGAGGCUUUGCCACCGAUCCUGUGGAGUUUGGCAGGAGCUGGAAGGUGGAAGAUGGUGAUAGUCAAUGCAGUCAUGGCUGCCAUGGCAAAUGCUGGCGCUGUUCUCCGGAGCUGGCGACCAGAUACAGAGCAGAUACUUUUUGCGGCCUGCUUACUAAGCACAGAGGUGGCCUGUUCAGACAUUGCCAUGCCUUGAUUGACCCCAAGCCCUAUUUGAACGACUGUGUGAUUGAUUUGUGUGCCUUUGAGGGCUACAAGCAGAUAUUAUGCCGAGCACUGAAGACUUACGCUGACGCCUGCCAAAGAGAAGGGGCAGUGAUAUCUGCCUGGAGAAAACAUGCCGGCUGCCCCAUGUCUUGCCCUGACUAUAGCCAAUACAUGCCCUGUGGCUCAGCAUGUCCUGCCACCUGCACCAACCCUGAUGCUCCAAAGCAGUGUCACCUGCCCUGUGUAGAGACCUGUCAGUGCAAGGCUGGCUAUGUGCUGGAUAGUGGCAAGUGCAUUCCCAAAAACCGGUGUGGCUGCGCCUACCAUGGUCGGCUCUAUGCACCCAACGAGCAGUUCUGGGGUGACCAGCAGUGCCAUCAGCGUUGCUUGUGCAGAGCUCAAGAUAAAAAAGUAAUCUGCCAGGAGUCCCGUUGCAGGGAGAUGGAAGGGUGCCAUGUGGUCAAUGGCAUGAGAAAGUGCUACCCCACCUUCUAUGGGACCUGCUCUGCUGUGGGACAGUUGCAUUACGUCACCUUUGAUGGGUUGCGUUAUGACUUCUACGGGACCUGUGUUUAUCGCCUGGUUGAAAUCUGCCACAAGAGAGCAAACCUGACCCAGUUUCAAGUCCUGGUUCGGCAUGAAAGGCAGGGAGGCAAGGAUUAUUCUGCCACCAAAGCCAUUGAGAUCAAGGUCUAUGGUUUUACAGUCACAGUCAGCCAUAGUAAAGUCUUGCUGAAUGGAUUGUUGGUCCACCUGCCCUACAACAUUGAAUACAACAAAGUUGCCCUCUACCGCCACGGCUUUGAUAUUGUGAUCACGACUGAUUUUGGUUUAACUGUGGCAUUUGAUGGGACUAACAAUAUCCGUCUUACAGUGCCAGGAGCCUACAGGGGUGACGUGUGUGGCUUGUGUGGCAAUUUCAAUGGGCGGGCAGAUGAUGACAUGACUCUGCAACACAGCCAAGUUCUGACAACUAACCCAGAGGACUUUGGCCGAAGCUGGAAAGUCCGGGACAUCCCAGGGUGCAUUGAGAAGAAGAAGCAGGACUGUGCAGACCUUGUGAACAUUGAACACACACAGAAGACGAGCAAGGAGUGUGGCCUCCUGCUGGACAUGCGCGGCCCUUUCAGGGAGUGCCACAGCAAGGUGCCACCUCAAUCAUAUUUCAAAGACUGUGUCUUUGACUUUUGCUCCAACAAGUCCAAUAAAAAUGCCGUCUGUCACAUCAUCUCCUCCUAUGCCGCAGCUUGCCAAGCAUAUGGCACCAGGGUCUAUGAGUGGAGAUCUGCCAGUUUCUGUACUCCUAAAUGCAUUGCAAACAGCCACUAUAAAGUCUGCACCAGCAAUUGCCCAGUGACAUGUCUCAGCCUCUUUAACCCAGUAGUGUGCACUACUAGGUGCCACGAGGGAUGCGAAUGCAAUGAAGGUUAUGUUCUGAGUGGCGACCAGUGUGUUCCCAUCUCCCAGUGUGGCUGUGUCCACCAGAGCUUCUACUACAAGGCGGGUGACUCUUUCUAUCUCAACGGAUUCUGCAAGGAGCGAUGUGUAUGCCAAGUAGGUGGCAUCAUGGACUGCCACCGUUCCUCCUGCGGUCCUAAUGAGGAGUGUCGUGUGGUGGAAGGUGUCCAGAAGUGCCACUCACUUGCCCCCAAGAGGAGUGGGUCUUGUCAUGUGGCUGGUGACCCACACUAUCUCACCUUUGAUGGCACCAUAUUUGACCUCCAGAGCAACUGCACCUACACCCUGGCUAGGAGCUGCACACACAAGACCUCCCUUCAGCCCUUCUCUGUCAACGUGGAGAAUGAGAGGCGGUCCAGGGGCAAGGUCUCUGUGACAAAGGUCGUGUCAGUCACAGCUUAUCAAAACACCAUCUCCAUCUUGCGGGAAAAGAGAGGCAUUGUCCUGGUCAAUGGCGCGACCACCUACUUACCUUUCCGGUUGGUGAGUGAUGGUAUGUGGGCGUACUACCAUGGUGACAACAUUGUGAUUCGGACAGACUUUGGCUUAUUCGUCUCUUUUGACCAGCUCUACCAUCUUGUUGUCAGAGUACCUGAAUCCUAUCAGGGCCAGACCUGUGGCCUAUGUGGUAAUUAUAAUGGCAGAUCCAAUGAUGACCUCUUCCUGCCCACUGGCCACCCAGCCUCAAGCGUCCAAGUCUUUGCAGCUGCUUGGAGAGUGGACGUCCCCACGGCUGUCUGCGUAGAUGAUUGUGUCGCUCCAGUAUGUGGUGCAUGCAGAGAGAGCCGGAAGGCCAGCUAUGUACACAGCAGUCAAUGUGGCAUACUUCAAGCCCCAUAUGGGCCUUUCAGUGCCUGCUUUUCCACCAUCAACCCUGCGGACUUCUACAACAAUUGUGUGCAUGACCUCUGCAAAGCAAGAGGGAACACUGUUAUCCUCUGCCGGGCUAUCCAUGCCUACGUCACUGCCUGUCAAGCUGCAGGUGUCCAGAUCAAGCCUUGGAGGACAGCAGCAUUCUGCCCUAUGAAGUGCCCAGUCAACAGUCACUACGAUAUCUGUGUCAGAGCUUGCCCCAGAGGUUGCAGAGAAGCAGUCGGCAUCACCAAGUGCUCUAGCAACUGUGCCGAAGGCUGCCAGUGCAAAAAGGGUUACUUUAUGGCUGGGUAUCAUUGUGUGCCUAUUAGUCAAUGCCGGUGCUUUCACCAGGGCACAUGGUUUAAGGUUGGAGUGAAGGUGAUCACAGCCAACUGCAGGGAGCAGUGUAUCUGCCAUCGUCAAGGUCGGGUCGUAUGCACACCGCUACCAUGUGCAGCUGGACAAACCUGUGUCCUGAGUAAUGCCAAGUGGACCUGUGUCCGGCAAGAGGGCCAUUGCACCAUUUCCCAGGGGCACAUCUUCACAACUUACGACGGGGUCUCUGGAAAGGUUCCCCCUGUAGGGUCCUAUGAGAUUUCUGCGCUUAUUAACGCCAAGUCUACAUCUUGGUUCCGGGUGGUGAUUCAGCUGCAGAAGUGUCCCACAUGCCCCACACCCCUUGUGGUCACUGUCACAAUCUAUUUCCACAAACUUAUUGUGUUGGUGAAGCAGGACAGCUCAGUCACGGUUAAUGGGCACCCAGUGCAUCUUCCAGUCCAGCCCUCAAAGGAAGUAUCGAUAAGCCUGGCUCAGGACCUGGUGACAGUGGCACACGGAUCAGGCGUGCGAGUACUCUAUAGCACCAGAGGAGACCUGACAGUGGCCAUCAGUGGUGAACUGGCCAACAAAGUAUUCGGAGCCUGUGGAAACUUCAAUGGGAAUGGUGCAGAUGACUUGCGGUUACCCAACGGUAGAGUAGCACACACCAUUACAGAGGUCAUUAGCCACUGGCGAGUCACAACAGCAAUGCAAAAUGCUCGUUUUAAAAUCCACUCCUACUGAAACCUAGAAUCGAGAUCACUUUUGGAUGCCAACCCCUCUGAGGCAAUAUCUGGACCGGUAUUGUGACAGAAACAGCUUCUCCCUGACUGAAUCCUAGGGAUAGGA
This is a messenger RNA of Lacerta agilis (Sand lizard), 8127 nucleotides long. RefSeq names its product IgGFc-binding protein-like. Gene Ontology annotation, molecular function: protein binding. Lineage: Eukaryota; Metazoa; Chordata; Lepidosauria; Squamata; Lacertidae. The transcript has 14 exons. The record is from RefSeq and is a predicted model, not a curated record. Bases 1 to 8022 code for a protein of 2673 amino acids.